This is a messenger RNA of Brienomyrus brachyistius, 5510 nucleotides long. It is a transcript of the gene stim1b, whose product is annotated as stromal interaction molecule 1b. Gene Ontology annotation, cellular component: endoplasmic reticulum; plasma membrane. Gene Ontology annotation, molecular function: calcium ion binding; protein binding; calcium channel regulator activity. NCBI's taxonomy places the organism in Eukaryota, Metazoa, Chordata, Actinopteri, Osteoglossiformes, Mormyridae. Gene Ontology annotation, biological process: store-operated calcium entry; activation of store-operated calcium channel activity; intracellular calcium ion homeostasis. The coding region runs from base 548 to 2977 and encodes 809 amino acids. The record is from RefSeq and is a predicted model, not a curated record. The transcript has 14 exons.
AGUAGACGGCGUGGCGGGGACUGCGACGACCUUAAGCGACCCGCGCUCCCGGCUGCAGACGCGGGCUUCGCCGCUGUCGCUUGCCGGUGCGGAGUCAUCGAUGGGGCGUCGGGAGAGCAGCCGCACCGCGGACUGACAGCGGAGCUGCGGUGCGCACAGAUUCGGCUGGCGAAAGUGAAUUCCACACAUUUGCAUGGGAGGGGCCUUCAUCAAAUGGACUGCAAGCCGAAGAAACGGAGAAUAUUCUGCAGUUAUACAUAUUGACAUUAAUAUCGAUAUUAUUAUUGAUGAUAAUAAUCAGCUGCUGGAUAGUAGCCUUUGUCAUAUAGAUAUAUAUUUUAUUACAACAAACUGAGCUAAUUACAGACCUGUUCGCCGUUUCAAACGAGGGAUUCACCGCAUCCGAAAAUUGUAUGCGUACAUUUUAUACAGAUGGAGUACAGACAGUGUUCUCCUGGGGGUCGGGACCAAAGGAAAAGCUGCAUCUGAUUGAUUUGAUUGAUUUGAGUCUGUAGGGCGCAUUUUCGGAGGCAUAUAGAAGCACAGAAUGUAUUUCGACAGUCUGAUUGCCUUGUGGAUUGCAAUGCUCUGCCUCUCGGGUGGGGUGCAGGCGGACAAGCCGGGGCCAGCCCCUGCGGAGCCGAGCCGUGCCGACGGUGAGCUGUCGGAGCUAUGCCGCAUCAAUGGGGCUCUGUGUAAGGAUGAUAAUGCCAUCCUGAGCUUUGAGGCCAUACGCAGCAUCCACAAGCAGAUGGACGACGACGCAAACGGCAAUGUGGAUGUGGCCGAGACCGACGGGUUCCUCAGGGAGGACCUGAACUACCACGACCCCAAAGCCAAGCACAACAGCUUCCACGGGGCUGACCUGCUCAUCAGCGUGGAGGACAUGUGGAACGCCUGGACGUCUUCAGCAGUGUACAACUGGACGGUGGAGGAGGUGGUGGAGUGGCUCAUCAAGUACGUGGAGCUGCCCCAGUAUGCAGACGCCCUGAGGAAGACCAACAUCAACGGCAGUGCCAUGCCUCGGCUGGCCGUGAAGAACGUCACCUUCACUGUGUCCCUGCUGAAGAUCCUGGAUCGCAGCCACACACAGAAGCUUCAGCUGAAGGCGCUGGACACGGUCCUGUUCGGACCCCCUCAGAUGAACCCAGACAGCCACCUGAAGGACUUCAUGCUGGUGGUGUCCAUCGUCAUCGGCGUGGGCGGCUGCUGGUUCGCCUAUAUCCAGAAUCGCUACUCAAGGGAGCACAUGAGCAAGAUGAUGAAGGAUCUGGAGAGCCUGCAGAGGGCAGAGCAGAGCUUGCUUGACCUGCAGCAGAAACUACAGAGAGCACAGGAGGAUCACCGCACAGUAGAGGUAGAGAAGGUAAACCUGGAGCAAAAGCUAAGGGAGACGGCGAAGCAGGAGGCCCAGCGGCUGAAGAUGCUGCGGGAGGGAACGGAGAACGAACUGAGCCGACAGAAGUACGCCGAGGAGGAGCUGGAGCAGGUCCGCAUGGCCCUGAAGAAGGCAGAGAAAGAGCUGGAGUCCAGGGGCAACUGGUCCCCGCCGGAGCCUCUCCAGAAAUGGCUGCAGUUGACACAUGAGGUGGAGGUGCAGUACUACAACAUCAAGAAGCUGAACGCUGAACGCCAGCUGCUGGUGGCCAAGGAGGGGGCUGAAAAGAUCAAGAAGAAGAGGAACACGAUCUUCGGGACGUUCAGCGUGGCGCACAGUUCCUCGCUGGACGACGUGGACCACAAGAUCCUCACAGCUAAACAGGCGCUCGGCGAGGUGACGGCAGCGCUGAGGGAGAAGCUCCAUCGCUGGCAGCAGAUCGAGCACCUGACCGGCUUCUCCAUCGUGAGCAACCCCGGCCUGCCCUCGCUGGCCUCUGCACUUAACCUGGACCCCAGCUUCGUGGGUGGCACGGGGCGGGCCGUGCCAUCACACCUCAUAGUCUCCGACGAUGUCGACGACAUGGACGAGGACAUCAUUUCGCCUGGCACGCUGCAAUACGCUGCCUGGCAGAUGAACCGUCAAGUGAGCGACUUGUGGCCAGCGAGUGUCGACUUCUCCUCCCAAUGGAAGCAUUCCGCUCCCAGUAUGAUGUCGCUGCGGCAGCGCCACCUGGACCUCCAGCUGGGGGCGAGCUCACAGAGGUUUGUAGAGGGUGGCUCUGCGGCAGGGCAGCAGGAGGAUGGUGGCUGUGCCGCCGGUUCCCGCCGGACGCACUCGCGACCCUGGACCUGGGGGGCGCGCAGGCACUCCAUGGGACACCUCGAGUUCCGCCCCCCAUCCCCACUCUCCUCGUCGGUCUCCCACCCGUCGAUUAUCUGCCCCUCUCCUCUUCCAUCUCCUCCCCCUCGAUCUUCUGCUCAGCAUCCUUCCUGCACUCCCGGUCACAUCUCUCAUUUCCUGCCAUGCGGCCUCCCGCCUGCAGAUGGCGAUGCUCUGCGGUCUAGGCAGUCCAGUUGUGGGGAGCUGAACCGAUCCGAUUCGGACUCCUCCCUGUGCUUGACUAAGGCCACCGAGCAGCAGCGCCUGACAGCGUCCUACGGCUCCAAGGGUCACCCCCUGCGUGGUACGUCCCAGACACACCCCUCUCAUGGCCACACCCCCAAUGGAGGGAGCCGCCCAAUCCCGGAGGGUGAGGCCUGGUUGGAGGGUGAUGCUGACGGCCCACUGAUGAUGAAGAGGGUUUAUGGUGGCAUGGAGAAGUCUGCCAGCCUCGGGGAGAUCAGCAGCGGUGUGACGCGACUCUCGUCCUCCGAGUCCUCCCGCUCGCUCACCCCCGCAUCCACUGAUCCAGACACGCCCUCCCCCAUUGCUGGGCAGAUUGGUAUUAUCGGGGGCAGGGCAGGGAGCCGCACACCUCAGUUCUCCUCCAAGAAGAGCCCCCUAGAGGAGGACAGCGGUUCUACAGGGGAGGAGACGGACUCCAGUGGCAACCGCAAGAAACAUACAUUCAAGAUCUUCAAGAAGCAGAGAAAGUAAGAAGAGCCUAAAUGACCUUCCUAAAAAGGGGCGCGUGGACUUUAGGGCUAUGUUCUGUUUCCAUAUGAUCUCUCUGGUUACAGAGUUUCAGAGCUGAAAGAUCCUUCAUCGCUGUGAACCUGUGAGAGCGAUUCACUGUUUAAUGAUGUUUUUGUUUUAGGGGGGUGGAGGGGUUGCAUUUAUUUGUCAUGAGCUAAGAAUUGCACUGGGAUGGGGGGAGGAUUCCGAUGCAUAUUUAUCCUGCGGGCAACAAUGCCAACGUCCAGGAGGGAUUUACGGUGCCUGGCUGCCGCUCCGGCUUCACCGGAUCUUCGUCGUCGUUUGGUUUCCUCUUCGCACGUGUCUGCUGUCGUCCAGCCGUCGAUGUGGCUCCUUGAACGUCUCCUUCGCUAAUCUCAGCUAAGCUGCUCAGCAUGUGCUAAAUGCAAGGAUUUCCUUCUUUUCUAAUGGCUUUCACCCCCCCACCCCCAUUCAAGCAGGAGUUGAGCAGCCUGACCCAGAAGAAGGAGGAACAUCAGAAUACCUGUGUUAGAAAAAUGAAAAAGGGCUGAAUGACAUUUAGCACGUUCCACUGAGCCAGCGCUGGACCGUGACUUUGAUCAUGAAGUGUGUAUACACACACACACACACACACACACACACACACACAAUAACAGGCAAUCGAGUUACUGGAUGCUGCAAAUAAAACAAACAGAUGGUUUUGUCCCUCUGGACGAAAUAAAACAUUGCUAUUACCUCCUGAGUGUCUAACGCAGCUCCACUCAUGGGAGAUGGGCUUCAGUCAUCCCUCUACUCUUGCAUCAUCUAUGCAUGUCUGACAAAAAAAAAAAAUCUUGGAGACAUUCAGACUGGUAUACUGUGUCAGGAAAUCUGGGAAAAAACUUUUAAAAUUUCUUUUGACCAUCAAAAAACCUGUCAGUAUGACAUUAAGUAUAUGGAAUUUAAACAUUUUAUAAUGUAUUUAUUGUCAAAUAUCUUGUUUUUUAAUGUAUAUAUUGUGUUAUAGUUGCUUAUAAAGUGUUAAAAUAUAAUGCAGCUUAAGUGAAAUCCAAAAUAAUAUAUGCAUUUUUCAUAUUUCCAUCCAGUUUAAAAAGAAAAUAAAAAAUCUUGUAUAUGUCUCCAAAUGAACGUUUUGAAAUAGCAGUUACAUCACUGCAUCUAUUCAUUAGGAGGUCAUUUAAUGCUGGGCUUUUAAGAACAACUAUUAUUGUCAUAAAUGUGAGUUUAAAGGCUCAUGAAUCGUCAGCAAAUGUUUAAGAUUUCAGGAGCUCAGAACAAAAAGGAAUGUCGGAGCCGAAAUAAAUCGGAAUAUGUUCCUCCCCACCCUUAAAGCUGAUUGGCUCAAAUCAGAAUACUUUUCUCCCCAUUCUUAUAGCUGAUUGGCUCAAAUCAGAAUACUUUUUUCCUCAUCCACGAAGCUGACUGGGUCAAUGCAGUGUGUCAUUGGCAGUCUGGUCUUGUAACUGUCCCCUCUUUUCUCUAUCCUGGGGGCCCAAUGGGAAGUGGCACCUUGGUGCUUCUGUCAUCUUGUAUCUCCUGAAUGUCAUUCAGCAGUGCCUCUAGCGGUGAGCUUGGAUGAGGUCAUGAAGCGUGGCAUGUUUUUCUAGAGCCCUGAUUUCACCUUCUUCACCCGUUGCCGUGGUGUCAGGGUAGGAGGCCUGUCACCUGACAAUUCUGAGCCCAAUGUGUAGACUGGGUCCUGCUCCUGCCCCCAUCUUAAACCCUGGGGUUUCACCUCCACUGUGCACCUCUCCACCACUGUGGAACCACUUCUGUGUUUGUCCUUCACAACUUCGGCCACCGGAUGCCUGGAACUCACCCACAGUACAACACUGGACAUUCAGCACGGUUCCUCAAAAAUGGGGUGGUGCUGAUGACCAAAGAAUCUGAGCUUCUGACUUUGACCCGAUUCCUUUCUGGACAUCAGCAGCGGUGCAGUGCGGCCAGUUUUGUGAGCUCUGUGAGAUGCUUUGCAAAAAGGCAAUUAGCAGGAAACGAGUGUCAGAUCAUGGCGUGAGAUUGAUAAAUGUUAAAUCCAAAGAGGCCAGUAAUCGUAUUGUUAUUGUGCCUUUGGAGUUGGACGAGUUCCCCUGGACAACAUAUCUGGGUGACGUCUUUGCUGUCGUCUUGGGUUGCCACGCUGGGAAGUCAUUUUUUUUGUUUGUUUUUGUAAAACUAUGUUUAAGGUUGCCAGUUUCUAAUCUGUCUCGAAACAUAUUUUUUGCACGGAGAAGCUUUAAACGGCUAACACUGUCAGGCGGCUUUCGCCCGGCUCUGUCUGAAUUGUGUCGUUCUGUGUUUUGAUGCAUGUUCCCUGAAGCAGAGCCGGAACAAAGGCUGGAGGAGGGAGGUCAUGCUUUGUAUCAGACUCCUUUGCUCCAGCCCAGACAUGCCUUCCUCCCUGCCUGCUACCUCCCUUUUUUCUGCUUCUGAAAGCACUCUGCCUUUGUAUGAAAUGCAUCUCUGGUCAUGUUUUGGACUCUCUGUUGUUUAACAGACCCCUGCAUGAGAGCAAUAAAUUAUUUUGAACAAA